AUGGCAGCGAUCGCAAACGGAACGACCAACGGGAUCGCGAAUGGCAAUCCUACUGCUGGCCCUGUCAGCAUCAGAUUCUCCGACAUUCCCUCGGCGAUCGACAUUCCCGUGCAAGGCGACCAAGAAGACGAAGCAGUCGAAAUCGAUCUCGAAGACCUCGUGGACGACCCUACUGAGCUCUGCACACUAUUCGAGAAUGAACAUGCGGCAAAGACCUACUGGAUGACGGUCGCGUUGGCCUAUGCGAAGCAGCAUAAAAUCGAUCAUGCUAUCGAGAUGCUUCUACGUGGCGGCGGCGCUAUCCAGAGUAACGCCAGUAACCCACGCGACAAAGUCAGCAUGAUCUGCUGCCUUUGCUGGAUGUAUCUCUGGAAGAGUCGUGAGGCUCCGCGUGUCGCCCCCGACGGCGUCCGACUCUCCGAGGCGAAGACCAAGGAACACUAUCUUCAGCUCGCGACAUCGUCGCUGAACGACGCUGCUCGUCUCAACCCUUCUUUUCCACCCAUCUUUCUUGCCCGCGGCGUCUUACUUCUUCUGAGAGCCUCGCUUCAGGCUCCAUCCAAGACGGCUGGUGGCAUUGGUACCGAAAAGCAAGAGCUUUUGAAGACGGCUGUCAAGUCAUUCGACGACGCGCUCAGAGUUUCUCAAGGCAAGAAUAUGCUUGCUUUGAUGGGAAAAGCGCGCGCAUUCUUCUCGCAGCAAAAGUACCCUGACUCCUUGGCCAUUUAUCAAGAUGUAUUGCAGAAGAAGCCGGACCUAGUCGACCCUGAUCCGCGCAUCGGCAUUGGCUGCUGUUUCUGGCAGCUCGGAUUCAAAAAAGAUGCCAAAACUGCCUGGGAGAGAAGUUUGGAGAUCAACCCCGACUCCAAGGUUCCCAAUAUCCUGCUUGGUUUAUAUUACCUCGAUGCUAGUGGUCACGUCCCUGUCAACAGCGAGGACUUUGUUAAGCUCUACAAAAAGGCCAUGACCGAGUAUACUCAAAAAUCAUUCAAACUUGACAAAAAUCUCCCUUUAACUUGCUCAACCUUCUCCAACUACUUUCUAUCACGCAAAUCGUGGGACAACGCCGACAAGCUUGCUCACAAGGCCAUCCAGUAUACUGACGUCAAUGCCAUUGCCAGUGAUGGCUGGUACGUACUAGCCAGAAAAGCUCACUACAAUGGCGACACAGACAACGCCAACGACUUCUACCGACGUGCCGAUGAUGCGCGCGGAGGAACAGACACUGGCUACUUUCCUGCCAAAUUCGGUGCUGCGCAACUGUCUGUGCUAAAGAAUGACCUGGGCGAGGCCAAGCUACGUCUUGAAAAGAUGAUUCAGCAGUCAAAAAGCCAUGAAGCCAUGAUUCUUCUUGGGACUUUGUACGCCGAGGAAAUCUUUGCCAGCCAGACGAGUGAUGUCAAAGAGGACAAGUCGGCGGAGAUGAAAAAAGCCAUCAAUCUCUUGGAAGCGGUCCGAAAUGCUUGGAAGGACCCAAAGAGGAAUGCCUCUCCAGAUGCUUCCGUCCUGCUCAACCUCGCUAGACUCUACGAAACCGAGAAUCCUGAAAAGGCGCUCCAGUGCUUACAGCAGGUAGAGCAACUGGAACUGGAACAGAUCCCGACUUCGGAGUAUCCCGAGGGUGUUACAGAGGAAGCUGAAGUUCAGGCUGCUAUCCGCAAGUUUCUCCCUCCCCAACUCUUGAAUAAUAUUGGCUGCUUCCACUUCCAGGCGGAAAAGCAUGUUUUGGCAAGCGAAAUGUUUGAAGCAGCUCUUGGCGCGUGCAUGAAAAUGAGCGAAAAAGAUGGCACUGUUGAUACCGAUGCUCUUGUGUCGUCAAUUAGCUUCAACCUAGGUCGCAGUUACGAAGCCCAGGGUCUCUCAGACAAGGCGGUCGAAGUGUAUGAGGGCCUCUUAAACCGCCACGACGACUACACCGACGCUCGAGCUCGUCUAGCAUACAUCAAGCUGCGCCAAAGCCCGAACAAGGAGGGCCCUGACGCCGUUGCCAAGCUGUACCAAGAAAACACGAGCGAUGUUGAGGUGCGUGCGCUGUACGGAUGGUACUUGGGCAAGGUUUCGAGAAAGCGACCUGGUAACGUCGCCGAGGACCCAGAAUUCCGUCACUAUAAGCAUACCUUGCAAAAUUACGACAAACACGAUCGAUACGCCCUUGUCGGCAUGGGAAAUCUUCACAUGAUGCAAGCUCGCGAGAUGAGACGCGAGACGGAUGCGGACAAACAGAAGCGCAGUGCGGCCUAUGGCAAAGCUGUCGAGUUCUUCGAAAAGGCUCUGUCAUUGGACCCCAAAAAUGCGUACGCAGCACAGGGUGUCGCUAUUGCACUGGUAGAGGACAAGAAGGACUACAAAAAUGCACUCGCCAUCUUCAACAAGGUGCGCGAGACUAUCAAGGAGCCUAACCUCUACGUUAACCUUGGCCACAUUUAUGCCGAGUUGAAACAAUUCUCCAAAGCCAUCGAGAGCUAUGAGAUUGCUCUGUCAAAAGAGGGCAAGCAAAAUGAGCCCGUUAUCCUGGCUUGUCUUGGCCGCACGUGGCUUAACAGAGGUCGUGCAGAGCGUGAUAUUGACGCAUACAGUAAAGCCUUGGAAUGCGCUGAAAAGGCGUUGAAGGUUGCCCCCGAGCAGAUUCAUUACAAGUUCAACGUUGCUUUCGUCCAGAUCCAGCUUGUCACUGCUAUUCAGGGCAUAGAGGAAAACAAGCGCACGGCAGAGCAACUGGAAAAGGCAGCUGAGGGUCUCGAAGCUGCUAUCGAGUCACUGGAUGCUAUCGCAGCUCACCCACAGACGCCAUACCCCAAGCAUGACGUUGAACAGCGCGCCAACAUGGCUCGAAACACGCUGCGUAAGCAGCUUGAGCGAGCCAUUGGAAAGCAAAAAGAGUGGGAGGAAGUUAAUAAGGAGAAGAUUGCUGCUGCAAAGAGCCAGCGAGAAGCCGAGAUUAAGCGUCGUGAGGCGGAUCGCGCCGAAGUCUUGGCCAAGGAAAAGGAGCGCCAGGACAAGAUCCGCAAGGAGCGUGAAGAGAUGGCUGCCAAGGUCAAGCUCGAGACGGAGGAGCGAGAGCGAGAAUUGGAAGCGGAGCGCGCGCGAAAGGAGGCCGAGAUGACCGAGGACGAAGAGGGCAACAAGGUGAAGCGCAAGCGCAAGCCAGCACCCCGCGCCCCCGGUGAGGGCAGGUCGAAGCGGUCGUCCAAGAAGAAGACGGCCAAAGACGACGACGACGACGCCUCAGACGAAGGCACGCACGCCAAGAAGAGGCGCCGUCUUACGACACGCGAAAACUCCAAGUUCAAGUCGGCUGAGAUUGUCGUGGACAGCGACGAAGACGAUGACGGCGGCGCGGGCGGGGACGACGACGAUGAUGAUGACGUUCUCGACCGGGCCGACCGCAUCGGCCGCUCCAAUCCCGCCGCCUCGGACGCCGGCGAUGACGAGUCCAACGCUGGCGGCGGCGGCGACGACGACGGUGAAGACAAGAUGGAUGUUGAUGACGCGCCGCGCGAGGACGACGAGGACGACGGCGAGGCCGCGGCGCGGCAGCCUGCCAAGCGGGCACGCCGUGGCCGGGUCGUCGAGAGCGAUGAAGAAGAUGACGAGUAG
Molecule: messenger RNA, 3597 nt
Organism: Beauveria bassiana ARSEF 2860
Lineage: Eukaryota; Fungi; Ascomycota; Sordariomycetes; Hypocreales; Cordycipitaceae
Product: RNA polymerase II-associated protein
Exons: 1
Coding region: 1-3597 (1198 amino acids)
Biological process (GO): regulation of DNA-templated transcription
Cellular component (GO): Cdc73/Paf1 complex
Molecular function (GO): RNA polymerase II complex binding
Source: RefSeq, a predicted model, not a curated record